GCGCGCGCGCGUUUUGGUUUUUUUUUCCAUUCUUUCUUUUUUUUUUUUUACUUUUAAUGGCGUCCACUGGUAUCAUCACCGCCGUUGCCAUCGUUUGACCCGAUCACAUCUCUCCAUCACGAGUUAAGCGUGUUCUCUGCGUUUUGUUUGCUGCCGGGUUUUCGCGCCACUGUCACUACCGCGUUUUCCGUUUUCUACGACCACGCGCGUUUAACCGCAGCUCUUGUUCUCACCUGCGAUCAGUUUUUACCAGUCUCACCUUAUCGCGUCAUGUCCGCUAAACGGCAGUCUAAAGGCAAAGCGAACGGCGUAUCCCGUAAAAAGUCCAAGCUGGACGAAGACGAACCGCCGGUGUUGAGCGAAGAGGAAGAAGACGAUGACAACGAUCAAAGGUCUGACGACGACGAUAACAACAUGGACGAAUUAACAGAAGACAAUGCGUCCCUGAGAGUGAAAGGUCCUGAUCAUAUUGGCAUUGUGAUGUUAACUGGUGGAACUAAUUGGGAUUUAAAUGGCCGUAAGUCUGUGCCAAAAGGAUGCAAAUCUAUUGGACGGAACUUAUACGAACCGCACUUAUUUGAACCACUGAAAGACACCCGUAUCCGUUUGGUAGCAAGUAGCUGUAACUCUGCACACACAAUUUUUAUUACUGAAGAAGGCAAAGCUUUGUCUUUAGGCCGUAAUGAAAAAGGUCAGCUGGGAGUCAAAGAUUUAAUCAGGCGUGACAUUCCGACUCCAAUUGAAGGUUUACCUGAUCAUGCUAUUGUCAAUGCAGCUACUGGCCGUGCACAUACUUUGCUUCUUACUGAUCGUGGUGCCGUGUACAGUUGUGGUGAUAAUAAGAAUAGUCAGUGUGGCGUGAAGAGCAAAGACCCCUUUAUUACAACUGCAAUGAGGGUUAAAUAUAAUGGACCACCAAUUGUAAAAGUUGGUUGUGGUGCCGAGUUCAGCAUUUUGCUUGAUUGUAAGGGUACUUUAUAUUCAUUUGGUUUACCGGAGUAUGGACAGUUGGGACACAACACAAAUGGCGAAUAUAUUGAAAGAGCUGGUGCUAUUAACUUUGCUACAGUUCAACAGCCAAAACCAAUACUUACUUUUGUAGAAAAAAAUAAGAACAAAGUAGAAAUAUUGCCCAAACCUGAAAUCAGAGAUUUUGCAUGUGGCACAAAUCAUACAGUAGCUAUUGAUGAUCAUAAGAAAGCAUAUUCUUGGGGAUUUGGUGGCUAUGGACGACUUGGACAUUCUGAACCAAAAGAUGAAUUGCAGCCAAGACUUAUAAAAUAUUUUGAUGUUCAGAGGAGUGGUGUAAAGCAUGUUGCUUGUGGACCCACAUUCAGUAUUGCUAUCAAUGAAUUUGGUGCUGUUUAUUUAUUUGGACAAAUGAAUAGCAGAGGAGAAGCCAAUAUGUAUCCCAAACCGGUACAAGAUCUUCAUGGUUGGAAUUUGCGUAGUAUUGGCACAUGCGGUAUUGGAUUAGUUGCAGCAGCUGAUGAUUCUUGCAUUGUUUGGGGUUCUGGAACAAGCUCUGGCGAAUUGGGUCUUGGAGAUUUAAAGAAAUCCAGUGCCAAACCUUGUGAAAUGAAAAAACUCGAUGGAAUGUAUAUCGAACAGGUGGCUUGUGGAAGUGCACAUACAUUUUUAAUUGCUCGUGAUCUUUCAGAAGAUGAUAAGGAUAUUAUUGCUUCAAUGCCGGUGUAUAAACCUGUUGUAACUUAAUUCUUUAGUGAAAACAGGUAAUCAACAAUUUAUAUAUAUAUAUAUAUAUAUAUAUAUACACAUUAUAUAUAUAUUUUUUAUUAUUGUAUUUAAGAACCAAGUGGUAUUUAAUAUUUUUUUUUUACUAUAUAUAUAUUUUAAUUUUUUUCUACAAUAAUCGUUCCAUUAGACUUAAGCUUUAAUGUAAAUGAGCGGAACAAUGUCAAUCAGAACGAUGUUCCUGCUAAGUACACGAUUAACUGGUCUGUUCUCAAUUCUUUUCCUAUUAUUAUCAUUUAUUUGUCAAGUGACAAAUGUUUAUACUAGUAAAUGAAUAAUAAUAUUAAAUAACUGAGUUUUUUUUACAA
Molecule: messenger RNA, 2063 nt
Organism: Sipha flava (yellow sugarcane aphid)
Lineage: Eukaryota; Metazoa; Arthropoda; Insecta; Hemiptera; Aphididae
Product: protein RCC2 homolog
Exons: 8
Coding region: 271-1716 (481 amino acids)
Source: RefSeq, a predicted model, not a curated record